UGGAAGUACGAAGCAGAAAGAGAGAGAAAGAAAUUUAACCUUUUCAUUUAUCGGAUAAAAGCUCAGUGUUUGUUGAGCUUUCAUUGAAACAAUCAUUUCUCUACCAACGGGGGCUUAUGGUUGAUACUAAAAAAUAUUAGUAAUGGAUUAUAACAGUUACAGAGCAAUGUGUGAAGCAUCACUAGAGCACAUAAAGAGAAGUGAAAAAUCAAUAAUUAAAACACUGCAAAAUCAACAGAAGCAAUCUAUGGACGAGAAACGACAACGAGCGGAAAGAAAUGAAAAUAUUUUACGAACGCUUGAACGAAUAGAUUCACAGGCAACAGCGUUAGCUGCGAAAACAGAACGUUUGAAAGCACUCAAGGUUGGAAUGUUCUCCAUGAAAUAUUAA
Molecule: messenger RNA, 391 nt
Organism: Clunio marinus
Lineage: Eukaryota; Metazoa; Arthropoda; Insecta; Diptera; Chironomidae
Source: the annotation of a GenBank genome assembly